Molecule: messenger RNA, 2215 nt
Organism: Olea europaea var. sylvestris
Lineage: Eukaryota; Viridiplantae; Streptophyta; Magnoliopsida; Lamiales; Oleaceae
Product: cleavage and polyadenylation specificity factor subunit 3-II-like
Exons: 12
Coding region: 111-2048 (645 amino acids)
Biological process (GO): snRNA processing
Cellular component (GO): nucleus
Source: RefSeq, a predicted model, not a curated record
AGGGGCUAAACCUUCUCUCUCCCAACCGAAGAAAACCCUCCGCCAAUCUUCCAAAAUCCUUCUAAAAGCAACCUCUAGCUCUAUUUCCCAGUCACAGUAGAACUGAACCCAUGGCCAUCGAAUGUCUCGUCCUUGGCGCGGGACAAGAGGUCGGGAAGAGCUGCGUGGUGGUGACAAUAAAUGAUAAGAAAAUAAUGUUUGACUGCGGUAUGCACAUGGGCUACUCAGAUAAUCGGCGGUACCCUGACUUCUCCUUGAUCUCAAAAUCUGGUGAUUUCAACAAUUCCCUCACAUGCAUAGUUGUCACACAUUUCCAUUUGGAUCAUAUUGGAGCUCUUCCAUAUUUUACUGAAGUUUGUGGGUACAAUGGUCCCAUUUACAUGACGUAUCCAACAAAAGCUUUGGCACCAUUAAUGCUUGAGGAUAAUAGGAAGGUGGUCGACAGAAGGGGGGAGGAAGAGCAAUUUAGUUCCGAGCAGAUUUUGGAAUGUAUGAAGAAAGUGACUGCAGUGGAUCUGAAGCAGACCGUUCAAGUUGACAAAGACCUCCAGAUCCGUGCAUACUAUGCAGGGCAUGUCCUUGGGGCUGCAAUGUUUUAUGCAAGAGUGGGAGAUGCUGCCAUAGUGUACACUGGGGAUUAUAAUAUGACACCUGAUAGACAUCUUGGGGCAGCUCAAAUCGACCGACUACAGUUGGACCUCGUUAUAACUGAGUCGACCUACGCAACGACAUAUCGUGAUUCAAAAUAUGCUCGGGAGAGGGAGUUUCUGAAAACUGUUCACAAAUGUGUUGCUGGUGGAGGAAAGGUGCUCAUUCCUACAUUCGCCUUGGGAAGAGCCCAGGAACUCUGUAUGCUGUUGGAUGACUAUUGGGAGCAGAUGAAUCUUAAAGUUCCUAUUUAUUUCUCAGCAGGUUUGACUCUUCAAGCAAAUAUGUACUAUAAAAUGCUCAUCAACUGGACCAGCCAAAAAGUGAAACAUACUUAUGCUACACGCAAUGCAUUUGAUUUCAAACAUGUUUGCAGUUUUGAUCGUUCCCUGAUAAAUGCUCCAGGACCUUGUGUUCUCUUUGCUACUCCAGGGAUGAUUAGUGGGGGUUUCUCUCUUGAAGUUUUCAAGCAGUGGGCUCCAUAUGAAAGUAACCUUAUUACACUGCCAGGGUAUUGUGUUGCUGGAACUAUAGGACAUAAACUGAUGUCAGCUAAAACACCUGUUCGAAUUAAUAUCGACAAGGAUACCCAAAUUGACGUGCGGUGUCAGAUUCAUCAGUUGUCUUUUAGUCCUCAUACUGAUGCCAAAGGAAUCCUGGAUCUUGUGAAAUUUCUAUCCCCCAAGAAUGUGAUUCUUGUACAUGGAGAAAAGCCUAAAAUAGCUAAACUGAAAGAAAAAGUUCAAUCUGAGUUGGGAAUCCAAUGUUUCGACCCUGCUAAUAAUGAAACUGUGAGCAUUCCUUUUACGACUCACUAUGAAAAAGUUGGUGCCUCUGAUGCACUUUUGCGGAGUACCUUGAGCCCAAACUUGAAGUUCUUAAGAAAAUGCUCAGAACAGGGUUCUGAUUUUAGUGAUCUUGACGCAAGAACAAAACCAGGGUUGCAGGUUUUCGAUGACAGAAUGGCCGAAGGGAUACUAAUGGUACAGAGAAACCAAAAAACAAAAGCUUUACAUCAAGAUGAACUCAUGGCUAUGUUAGGAGUAGAAAGUCAUGAAAUCAAGUUUGCUAACUGUUGCCCAGUAGACAUUGCGAAUUCAGAUACAAGAAAUGCAUUUCUUUCUCAACCAACAGUCGACAAAUCCUUUUGGCUGCACUUAUUGUUUGAAAAGCUUUCGAGCAAAUUCCCGGAGACGAGCAUCCAGGAUUGUGGUGAACAUCUUCAAAUCGAGUCAUUUUAUGUCUCUGUUUGUACAAAAGAAAUGUGCCCUCACAGAACUGCUAGUUUGCAAUGCAUGCCUGAAACAGUGUAUUUCUGCUGCACCUGGACAAUAGCAGAUGAAAAGCUUGCUUGGGAGAUCAUUUCAGUUAUAAAAAAUUUAUUGUUGAAAGAGGAGUAAAUGUUUAUCAACUAUUUCUUGAGUUAUUUCAAUAAAUUAUGUACAAUUUACAGUUCCCUGUUAGAUUCGGUCAAUUUAUGACUUGAGUGACAGUUUUGAUCAUUGUUUGAUUUAAUCGGGGGCUGCCCUACCUAUAUUAUUGAGAAUGUCACUAUAUUUUUAGUCUA